Diprion similis is the source of this 2273-nucleotide messenger RNA. It is a transcript of the gene Hmg-2, whose product is annotated as high mobility group protein 20A-like. Gene Ontology annotation, biological process: regulation of gene expression. The record is from RefSeq and is a predicted model, not a curated record. The coding region runs from base 419 to 1399 and encodes 326 amino acids. Gene Ontology annotation, cellular component: nucleus. NCBI's taxonomy places the organism in Eukaryota, Metazoa, Arthropoda, Insecta, Hymenoptera, Diprionidae. The transcript has 7 exons.
CUUUGCUUCCAAGGUUCAUGGCUGAGACGUAAAAAAAUUGAAAUCCUAACCUCAUAGAAGCGUCAUUUCGACUUCAUUUUGACGAGCAUUAAAUAAUUACAGCAUUGCGCGUUAUUUAUGGAAGUAAUAGAGCCAAGAUUGCAGGGCUUGCGAAGUGUCAAUUUUCAAAGUCUGGUUUUUGUCGAGCUUUUUUCUAGGCUCGAUUGCAUGCAAGAAGAGUUGGCAGACCUUUGUAAACAAAUAUCUCAGCAAAGACUGCAUGAUUGAAAAAUUCCCAAUUACUCACUGAUCUUGUUGGCUGUUUCUUUCCUUUGAAUUAAAAAAACAAAUCAUUCGACACCUGGAUCCCGACAUGUUUCGAUCCAGUUUCAACCCGAUAUGCGUCUAUGAUUAUUAAUUAGCUUGUGAAUAUCGAAGAAUGAGUGAAACUGCUGUUACCAACGAAAUGGUCGAACUAAAUGGAGGGUCAGAGCAACCUGCCCUCAAUGGAGAAACUGAGAACAACAAGUCGCCAGGAACUGUAGAAGAGAAAGUUCCUGACUCUGCCGUGGAUAGCGACCAAAAAAAAGGCCAUACCGCAGUCGUCGCCAGUAGCGGCACAGCUUCCGUUAGUAGAGGUAAAAAACGGAAAAAGGCUCCUCGUGAUGCAACAGCACCCAAACAGCCAUUGACUGGAUAUUUUCGAUUCUUGAACGAUCGGCGAGAAAAAGUGAGGACUGAUAAUCCCUCCAUACCAUUCCCCGAAAUCACUAAGAUGCUAGCUGCCGAGUGGAGUUCACUACCAGUAGAUCAGAAACAGCAAUAUCUUGAUGCUGCUGAACAGGAUAAGGAACGUUACAACCGCGAAAUCACCGAUUACAAGCAAACUGAAGCAUAUCGUUUGUUUAGCGAAAAACAGAACAAUGAGAAACUCAGUGAGAAUAAAAAGGAGAGGAAUGGAACGGAACCAACCUUAGAACAAAAUGAAGUACAGCAAGAGAAGGAUCACGACUUCUCUGGAUUUGAUAUUCCAAUUUUUACAGAGGAAUUUCUGGAUCAUAAUAAAGCUUGCGAAGCAGAGUUGCGCCAGCUGCGAAAAGCCACCUCUGAUUAUGAGGCUCAAAACGCAGUCCUUCAGCGUCAUGUAGACAGUUUGCACGCAGCCGUGAAUAGAUUAGAGUCCGAAACAAGUCAGCAACGCGCGACUAAUCAAUCGCUUCAGCGUCAUCUUGACUCGCUUCGAUCCCAACUAGCAGGGAGCUUUGCUACUAUACCUCUACAAGGCACUCACGACGGUGCUACCUUGCAGAAUAUCGAUGGAUACGUCGAGAGACUAGAAUCUCUACUUAGCAGUAACGUAGAUCCUGGGCUGCGAAAUACCGUUCGUGCUGCCGUAUCACGCCUGGAGUUGAUUGGAUGACGAUCACCCCCUGUUACGACAACAGCGACGAUCCCAAUCACUACAAACUCUGCAACAACCCUGAAGCAUCAUCGCUCGCGUCAUUCCCAUCGAAAAUGAGUUUAUCAAUAGAACUGAAAUAAGUUGUACUUUGCCAAUCUGAUAAAAAUGAUAAAGUUCUUCCCAUCCCUUGUUGCGUUGGAAGAAACGGAACUUAUGAGUAAAAGAAUCGAGUCAUGUAACCACUGUGGCAACGAGACAUGGAGGUGCUGGUUGAAAAUAAGUCUAAAUGAGGAGAAGGACAUUCGACCACUUUAUAAGAGAAGUGUGAGUAAACGCCCUAUGUUGUAUAUAGCACUGCGAAACUUCGCAAUGAUUGUGUAUUCGAAUCUAUAGCUUUAGAUUAGCUCUUCUUAAACGUAUAUGUAAAGUAUAAUUUAAGUACUCGAGUGAUGUAGAGUAAGAGAGAAGAAAAACUCAUCUCUGAAACAUUCAAUUAUUAUUAAUGUUUUUAUGUUAUUUUUUAUUUUUGUUUUCCUCAAUUUAAUUGAAUUUUCAGUUACGCAUCUCGUUUUGUUUCAAAUACUUUUUUUCCCUUGAGGAUCAAGUGUAUUAUUUUUAAUUGCAGUAAUUAUAUGAAGCUGAUUAAGAAAAUAGCUACAGAUUUUAUUCGAUCUCACUUUGAAUGAUAGUAUUACUCGAUUUUGGUAUUUGUGAAUUGGCACAAAAAGGUUUCACUUGGAAAGUUAUGACGGGAUGUAAACUGCGUGAGAUCAGCAUAAUUUUGAGUAUGAUUUUGGGCUUAAUCAUUGUUAAUCAAAUGUGCAAAUUAUUAAUAUUGGUAGGAUUAAUAAUAAUUAUUAUAAAAAUAACAAUAAAAAGAAUUUCAUAGUAA